Messenger RNA from Entrophospora candida, 333 nucleotides. The record is from the annotation of a GenBank genome assembly. NCBI's taxonomy places the organism in Eukaryota, Fungi, Glomeromycota, Glomeromycetes, Entrophosporales, Entrophosporaceae.
AUGUGGGAUGUCUACUUUGACGAAACGCCACCUGAACAAUACCUUUUCGAGAAACGAUGUCUAAUGUCAUGUCUGAUUGUUGUCGAAAAAUUUGAUUUGAGGUUUGUUCAUAAAGCCAAAGGACUUGAACUCAGCCAUUCUGAAUGCGCAAAAGUUCCUACGCCUGCAAAAGCUGUACAUGAUAAUUCAAAAUGUUUACGAACGUUGAAAGGCGUUCUUGAUAAUUUGUUGAAAGAAGAUUUAUCAGAUGAUGAAGUUCAGAAUUCAAAAAUAUUAGGAAUUCAGUUUGCUGAAGACAUGUCCAUGUUCAAUACAACUGGUUUGUAUAAUUAA